Molecule: messenger RNA, 210 nt
Organism: Clunio marinus
Lineage: Eukaryota; Metazoa; Arthropoda; Insecta; Diptera; Chironomidae
Source: the annotation of a GenBank genome assembly
AUGUCAAAAUUUUUAUUAUGGAAACGAAAAAUUUAUUUGUUUUUGUUCCGAGAAGAAUUUGUUGAUUUAUUCAUUUUAUCUGUGACAAGCCUAAAUUUGAGUUCAGAUUACUACAUCAGUGGAUGGCGAACACCUGAGCCAAGGACAUUAACCAUCAAUGGAAAGCUUUUCACAAUUCAAAUGAGCUGUAAAAGAAAUAAUCUGAAAUAG